GUGAGAGCCCAAAGCAAAGCGAACCAGGCAAAGGCAUCCCUCCCCACGCUCGCUGCUUGCUUACCAUUCCCCUCGUAAAUCUGUACAGCGCUGCGCUGCAUUUAAUGCUGUCCAACCUUUGGUCUCCCUCCCAAACGCCCCUCCUCUUCCAUCCCUCUCUCGCCUAGCCCACAGAUGCGGUCGCGGCCGGGGCCGCAGCAAGAUCGAAUCCAUGCAGUGGACUCAGUGUCCCCCGUUCUUGAGUUAUUGAUUCUGGGAAGGCUCGGCUCGUUCUCCUCGCAUUGAUCGCGUUCUUUGGUGGGAGGAGUAGAGCAGGAAGGAAAAGAGGGUUCUUUCCUGUGUUUCUUCUCUCUUUUCUGGGAUUCUUGGCAGUGACAAUGAGGCGGCACGGGUGGCAACUCCCGUAUCACCCUCUCCAGGUGGUGGCUGUGUCCGUGUUCUUGGCGCUAGCUUUCGCGUUCUACGUCUUCUUCGCCCCCUUUGUUGGGAGGAAGGAGUUGCAGUACGUGGUCAUGGGACUCUACACUUCUCUGGUUUCAUGUGUUUUCUUUCUAUACAUCUGGUGUGCCGCAGCGAACCCAGCAGACCCAGGGGUCUUCAAAUCAAAGAAGUAUCUGAGCUUGUAUGGAAGUGGCAAACACAAACAUCUGAAGGAAUCCAGAAAAGGUGUCUCAGAUGCUCGGUUACGACUAGAGGGAACUGGAGAAAAGCAAGAACGUGAGGUCGCAGCUUCUAGUGAGAAGUCAAUGACUCAACACAAGGACAAUAAUUCAUCUUGCUGCAGCGCAACCUUCUCUGCAUUUCUCCUUAUAUUCUACCCUCUCUCUUUUAUUUUCUCCUGCUGCCAAUCACAUGAAUGGUCCUCUGAGCAGCAAGCCAGUGAGGAAGGAGGGAUGUUUUUCUGCAGCCUAUGUGAAGUUCAGGUGUUGAAGUAUAGUAAGCAUUGCAGAGUUUGUGACAAAUGUGUUGACGGUUUUGAUCAUCACUGCAGGUGGCUCAACAAUUGUAUUGGAAAAAGAAACUAUAGGAGAUUUUUUAUUCUUAUGUGUACUGCCCUUUUCUUGCUUAUCCUACAAUCAGCGAUCGGAGUAUUGGUGCUAGUGCUCUGCUUUGUUGAGCGGAAGGAAUUCUCUAUGCAAAUUGUCUCAAAGCUAGGAAGCAGCUUCUCGGUAGUGCCUUUCGUUAUUGUGGUGGCAUCUUGUACCAUCCUAGCCAUGGUUGCUUCACUUCCGAUUGCCCAACUUCUCUUUUUCCACAUUAUUUUGAUCAAGAAGGGAAUCAGUACAUAUGACUACAUCAUCGCCCUGAGAGAGCAAGAACAAGAAGAAGUUAGUGGGCAGCAGAGUCCACAGAUGUCUCGUGUAAGCUCCUACACUGGAAUCAGCAGUUCUAGUUCCUUUGGUCCACUUCGUCGUGGUUCAUGGUGCACUCCUCCAAGGCUGUUUCUUGAAGAUCAGUUUGAUGUUAUUCCAUCGGAGGCUGGCUCUUCCCAUAAUUCUGCUACCAAGAGAAAAGAAGAUGAAGUGAGGAAGAAGGGCUCAGGGGCUGUGAAAAUAAGUCCAUGGGCAUUGGCUCGUCUUAACGCAAAAGAAGUUUCGAGAGUUGCUGCAGAGGCACGGAAGAAGUCCAAAGUUUUAGUGCCUAUCAGAAAAGAUGACUAUUCGCGAGGCCAUGAAACAGACAGUAGCUAUGGAGGCAUGAGCAGUGGUAGGAUUGAUCUAGGCCCCGAUAGCAAGAGGAGAGCAAACAGAAGAGGAAGACCGCACAGCGAUCUCUCUCUCACACCUGUGGCAAAGAUAUCUACCGAUGCUAUUGAUAGCAUUGGCAGCGACGUGGCCCCUGAAGCAUUAUCCAAUUUAGCACCAUUGCAACUUGAGGCACGGAGUGCUUUUCAUCCUAGUAGAGCUGCAUCCUCUGCUAACAUCAGUGGAUCAUCUCCAGAUAGCAGUUUGGACUCGCCUGAUCUGCACCUGUACCGAGUCUCAGCUGUCUCCUCAUCUGGAGCUGAAGAUUUGCAACUGACAGCUCUCAUUGUCCCAGGAAGCAUUCCACAGCAAGGGAUUGAACUGUCGAGAUCAACCAGCGAUGGGUAUGAAGCAUCAGGGGGUGAAGAUAGUGAUCGCAUUCCGUCACGGAUAGUGCACCGCUCGUCGAACUGGGCAAGCAUCGUCCUCAACUCCGACCAGGGUGCGUCCUCAUCUGGUGUCCUCCUGCCAAAGAACAGAUUUUCCUGACUUCAAACCAAAUCCAUGUUCGUCUUCCUUCAGAUGAAUGAAGAUUGUAAAUGAUCAGUCAAGAACCGGAGAUUCCAGUAUCCUACCGCGUUUGUUGUUGUCAAAUCUUGUCGCAACGAUGGUUGGAUACUGCGCAAAUCGUUAUUCUUUUGUUAGUUUCUAAAUUGCUAGGUAGGCGAGCAAGAUAUUUGGGUUCAAGCGAUUAUAAUUUCGCUGUCAGACGACAAUGAACUGAUUUAUUAGAUCCUGGUA
Phragmites australis (common reed) is the source of this 2486-nucleotide messenger RNA. RefSeq names its product probable protein S-acyltransferase 22. Gene Ontology annotation, biological process: protein targeting to membrane; peptidyl-L-cysteine S-palmitoylation. The transcript has 9 exons. Gene Ontology annotation, molecular function: protein-cysteine S-palmitoyltransferase activity. The record is from RefSeq and is a predicted model, not a curated record. NCBI's taxonomy places the organism in Eukaryota, Viridiplantae, Streptophyta, Magnoliopsida, Poales, Poaceae. The coding region runs from base 378 to 2234 and encodes 618 amino acids. Gene Ontology annotation, cellular component: Golgi apparatus; endoplasmic reticulum.